This is a messenger RNA of Colletotrichum karsti, 645 nucleotides long. RefSeq lists its product as uncharacterized. Lineage: Eukaryota; Fungi; Ascomycota; Sordariomycetes; Glomerellales; Glomerellaceae. The coding region runs from base 1 to 645 and encodes 214 amino acids. The record is from RefSeq and is a predicted model, not a curated record. The transcript has 2 exons.
AUGUAUUACGCAAAGAUCUUCACCGCGGCAGCCGCCCUCUUCGCCACGGCUACCGCCGCCGCAGCAGACCCCUUCGUCUGCACCCAAGAGACAGUAGGCCAAUGCGGUUCGGCCGUGAUGUGCAGCGGGAGCCAGACCUUUGGUUGCGACAACGGCAAAUGCGUCUGCAUUGUCCCGGAACUCCCUCCUCCAACGACCCUCUCCAGGGAGAUCGUCGCGAGAAGGCCCGAUCCCACGCCGGCGCUGGCCGUUGCAAAGACACCCAUGGCUGUUGGCCAGCGCGUUUGCAACGACGCCAGCGUGUACACAGGGCCCGGCGACAUCCACCACGAAGAGACGAAGCGGUUGGCGAUGUGGAUUUGCCGGGGGGAGUUAGGGCCAGACUCGCCGCCGCUGGUCGCGCAGAGCAAGUCGCAGAAAGUUCCAUACUUCAUGUCCGUCAGCUGGAUGUCGGGCUGCGAGACAACGGUCGAUCGCCAGAACGUCGGGAACCCGCUCCUUUUUGACGGCGCAACCGAUGAGCAGAAGGAUAUUUGGUGCACCAGAUUGCUCAUUGACAACUGGGGACAUUGCAAGAACAACCAGGGCCGUGGCGGUGUUGUUACCGCGGGCUGCCUCCGCUAUGAGUUCACGCCUAAAGAGUAG